Polypterus senegalus (gray bichir) is the source of this 4711-nucleotide messenger RNA. RefSeq names its product RAS guanyl-releasing protein 1-like. Gene Ontology annotation, biological process: positive regulation of GTPase activity; Ras protein signal transduction. Gene Ontology annotation, cellular component: plasma membrane. NCBI's taxonomy places the organism in Eukaryota, Metazoa, Chordata, Cladistia, Polypteriformes, Polypteridae. The record is from RefSeq and is a predicted model, not a curated record. The transcript has 19 exons. Gene Ontology annotation, molecular function: guanyl-nucleotide exchange factor activity; calcium ion binding. Bases 726 to 2915 code for a protein of 729 amino acids.
UUUCAGCUUGGCUGCCACACCAUAUAAGUGCACAAAACAAGUAGAGUUUAAUUUGUCUGUUUUUAAUUAUAGGGUACUGAUGAAAUGAGUCACUUUUACGGCCACAAACACAUGGGAUUAUUGUGCUGCAACACCAGAAGUGUGCGAUUGGCAAAUCACGUGUGACACCCUCAGCUGAACCUUGAAGAUCAGCUUGGCGACGGGAGUUUAGGCUGCAAAGGAAGGAACAAACUGCAGAACAAUUGACUUUCAUUAUGCUUGCCUGAAAAUCACAUGUCUCGAGCCGCCCUGCAUAAGUAGUGCCUAACCACAAAGGAGCACAUUUCACUCACUCACUUGAAAAGGGUCUUUUGGCAUACAGAUGAUUACAGCUGAGGAGGACUGCUGAAUAUCGUGGAAGGCUUGAAUCAUGGAGGUUGUGGCAAAGCUGAUAUCUUGUACAGUAACUGAGCAUCAGAGGAUGAAAAGGAGGUGAAACUGAAUAUUGCAUUCCAGGGUUGCAGGGGCCAGAGCCUAUCCCAGCAAAAUAAGGUGCAAGGCAGGAAACUGAUUUGAACAGAAAGUCAUCAUGUAUCUCUGAAUCUGUAAGAUGUUCUAUAGCUGGUUAAUUCUGGAGGCUCAUACAAGGAUGUACUUCUAUAAACAAACUGACUCCUAACCUUCAGCCAAACCGGCACAGAUUCAACAGGACAAAAUUUGCACAGACCCCUCAAGUGAAAGAAAUAAUGCCACUGGGACAGUUAGCCAAAGGAGCCAGUUUAGAAGAGCUUAUUGAAAGUUGCAUUCAGUCAUUUGAUGCCGAAGGAAGGCUGUGUCACAGUAAUCAGAUUUUAGAAGUAACCCUGACCAUGCAUAGACUCAUCAUGACAUCAUCUGACCUGCUAGAGCGGCUCAUCAUGCUUUAUAAAAAUGCUUUAGAUAAGAACAGCCUAAUAGACUGUUUGAAAAUCUGUUACCUUGUCAGAUACUGGAUUACCGAGUUGUGGGUAAUGUUUCGAGUAGAUACUAGGCUAACAGACACCAUGGAACAGUUUCAGGAAAUGGUUCGAGAAUACGGACACGAGGAACACUGCCGCUUGAUAGACACUUCACAGAUAAAUGCAAGAGAAUGGUCCAGGAAGAUUACCCAAAGAAUAAAACCAAACAGCAGUAAGAAAAGGAAAGUGUCCUUGCUGUUUGACCACCUAGAACCUGAAGAGCUAGCAGAACACUUGACGUACCUCGAGUUCAAGUCCUUCCGCAGGAUAUCGUUUGCAGACUACCAGAAUUAUGUAGUGAAUGGCUGUGUGAAGGAUAAUCCUACGAUGGAGCGCUCUAUCGCACUUUGCAAUGGCAUCUCCCAGUGGGUGCAGCUGAUGGUGCUGAGCAGACCAACCCCACAACUUCGAGCUGAAGUGUUCACAAAGUUCAUCCAUGUAGCCCAGAAACUUCAUCAUAUCCAGAAUUUCAAUACUCUAAUGGCAGUCGUUGGAGGCUUAUGCCACAGUUCUAUCUCAAGACUCAAAGAGACAACGUCGUAUGUGCACAGUGACGUUCAUAAGGUUCUUAAUGAAAUGACAGAGCUGCUCUCCUCUUUUCGCAACUAUGACAGUUACAGAAAAGUGUUCAAUGAAUGCACGGACUUUAAGAUCCCAAUCCUGGGAGUUCAUCUGAAAGACCUUAUUUCAGUUUAUGAGGCCAUGCCUGACUAUCUUGAAGAGAAAAAGAUUAAUGUGCAUAAGCUGCAGACACUUUAUACGCAUAUAAAUGAGCUGAUACAACUUCAGCAGAUUGCACCUCGUCUGGAUGCUAACAAGGACUUGGUUCAUCUGCUUACGCUCUCCCUUGACAUUUUCUACACUGAAGACGAGAUCUACGAGUUGUCUUACGCACGUGAGGCCAAGAACAGCAAGGCGCCGCCAAUGACGCCGUCCAGACCUCCAGUAGUUGCUGAGUGGGCUUCUGGUGUUGCCCCUAAACCAGAUCCGAAGACUAUUAGUAAACAUGUUCAACGAAUGGUGGAUUCUGUCUUCAAAAAUUAUGACCAUGACCAGAAUGGCUACAUUUCUCAUGAGGAUUUUGAAAAGAUUGCUGCUAGUUUCCCCUUCUCCUUCUGUGUGAUGGAUAAACAAAAGGAAGGCCUGGUCAGCAGAGAAGAGAUUACGGCGUAUUUCAUGAGGGCCAGCGUGAUUUGUUCCAAACUUGGUCUGGGGUUUAUUCACAACUUCCAGGAGACCACGUACAUGAAGCCAACGUUCUGUGACAAUUGUGCAGGAUUUCUCUGGGGUGUCAUUAAGCAAGGAUACAGAUGUCGAGACUGUGGGAUGAAUUGUCACAAACAAUGCAAAGACUUGGUAGCUUUUGAGUGCAAGAAGAAUACAAAGAAUAAUCCCACCGAGAACAGCCCAACGUUGAGCUCACAUCACCCUGUGCUGUGCCCACCAGAGUUCAGAACGUACGACCACGGUAGUGAAGAGGGGUCCUUUUCAUACCUUAACGGUGAAGAUCCUGAGCAUUCGGACAAAAACAGAGACUGGGAUGAAACGACUUCUUACAUUAAGAGGUCUUGUGCAGUGUCAGUCCACAAAAGCACCCAGACAGAAGGUGUGCCGCCAUCCGAAGCAGCACUUUUACAACCAAAUAUGCUUUCCCCUUGUCAUUCGCCACUCACACCCUGUCCAAGUCCCAUUCCCGUUCGUAAAAGAGCCUAUGCAAAGUGGGAAAACAGAGCCUCCACUGUGCAGAAGCAGAAGGAAGACGACGACGACCCGCAUAAGCCAACGUACCAGCAGCUGGAAAUGGACAAGUGCACCCUCCAAAAGUCAAACGAGACUUUGAGGCGGAAAUUAAAGGAAGCAGAACGAGAAAUUGAGAUUCUUAAAACUCUGCUGAGAAGACACACUCUUCACCCUCUUGAUCCGGACGACUCCUCCUGAGACCAGCGUGAAUGAUGAACAAGAAGGGCAGAGGAGUCGUGCGAAGGAAUGAAGGAUGUUCUGCCUUUUCCUGUCAGAGAACUGAGCACUAAAGCCCAUCAAGCGUCCUGUCUGUGGUGUGCAGGGUACACCGUGUUUGACCACCACAUGGCCUGUGUACUUACAAAGCAUUGAGUUAACUUGGAGCUGCACAGACCUUCAUUUUAUUAAAAGUGUGCUUUAUCUUGUCAAUGAGAUCCCUAUGUCGGUGGCUUUUCCUGUCAUUGAGAAUUUUCAUAUUUCAGCUAGGAUUGAGAGUCUACUUAUAUUAAUGGCACAGAAAACGAAAGAUCAACUUCGCUCUUAGAAGAACUUAAAAAAUUGCAAAACAUUUGUGUGUAAUUUGGUGAAAAUGACAUUAUCAUCCCAUGAAGACUGAAUGAGCGUCAACAGGCCUUUUGUAUUAUUGCUGGCUGGCAUUGUGUUUUCUGAAUCACUUAACGCAUGCACAUUACAAGCGUGUAUGGACGCCAUAUAAACGUCUGAUCUUGUACCCCUGGAGUGCCCCGGUGACAACAACAGAUGAAGUGACAGGCUGGCAGAGCACUCAUGUGACUGACUCCAAGUUUUUGAUUUCAGUAAGAGAUGGCAGACAAGAUAAAAGACUCCCACAGCAGACAGGCUUGAGAGCAGCUCACCGUCUGAUGCAGUCCUGGCUGACGCUGACGUCUCAUCUUUGUUUUAUCCAAACAGUGUUGUACAGAAGGUGUCGGGUGUGGCAUUAUGAGUGAAUAUUUAUUUCUUACGUUUUGUUUCAGCAUUUGCACAAAAGCAAAUGUUUUGCAAAAGUGAAUUAUUGCCAUGUUUACAAAUGUUUUAGUACCAAAAAAAACGAGAAAAGUAAGAGUGAACUUGCAGCUAAUCCUGAACAAUGUAUGUGACUGGCCCUCCAUAAUGUUUGGGACAAAGAUGCAGUUUUCCUUUAUAUUCCCCUCUGCUCCACAGUUUAAAAUUCCAAAUCAAACCGUUCAGACGUCAUGAUUAAAGUGCACAUUGCUGACUUUCAUUUAAGGGGAUUGGCUGACGUUCGGUCACACUGAGUAGAAAUGACAACACUUUUUCUACACUGUCCCUCCAAUUCAGGGCACCAUAAUGUUUGGCGUCACAGGUGUUUGUGAUUCCUCAGGUGGGUUUCAUGGCUUCAUAAGACACCUCGGCUCACUUCUACCUUUUGGAGUUGCCAACGUUAAAACAUGAGGAGAAGAGCUGUACCAGUGGAAGUCAAAGAAGCCAUUAUGACGCUGAAAAGCAAGAAUAAAACCAUUAGAGACAAUCAGUAAAACCUUAGGAUGGCUUGAAUCAACUGUCUGGGAUGUCAUGAAGAAGAAAGUACACACUGGUGAGCUCAAGAAUCACCAAGGGACUGGUAGGCCAAGGAAGACCACUACUGCUGAUGACAGAAGAAUCCUCACUAUGGUCAAGAAAAAGACCCCAAAUCCCUGUCCAACAGAUCAUACACAGUCUUCAGGGGGCGAUGUGGACGUGUCAGAGAUGACUAUCAGCAGAUGACAUCAUGAACAGAAAUACAGAGGACACACUGCAAGAUGCAAACCACAAAAACAGGAGGGCCAGGUUAGAGUUUGAGGAAAAGGACUUCAAACAGCCUGCAGAAUUUUGGGAAUGUCUCUUGUGGACAGACAAGACAAAGAUGGACCUCAUCAGAGUUAUGGCAAAAAAGUGUGGAGACCAAAAGGAACUGCCCAAGAUCCAAAGCAGACCACCUUAUCUGUUGAACAUGGUGGUCAGGGUGUUAUGGC